CUACUAGGCAGCAUCUCCAUACCUUGAACUUGGACAGCACUGUUCGCACUGGCGACGAGGGUUGUCUUCCUGGUUCUAUUAGGCACGGUCAUCGGCAUCGAAUUUAGCCACAGCACUCUAUGACAUCCGUGUCCACCUCAUCAAAGGUCCUGUUCGAUGCAUCGAAGUCUCCUCUCAGCCCUCUCACUCCCAUCGAAGACUACCGCUCACCAACGGUCUCUCGCGACUCAGUCGACUCGUUACGGGAUUUGGAGCUGUCCGACGGACCAUUACUCGCCGAUGGACCGAGCACUACGCGGACGCGUUCAUAUUCGAUCUCCGGCUUUGACUUCCAGCAGGAUCUACUACCGCUGACCGCGAGCUUGAGUGAACCUGAGAGCAUCCAGGUAGCGGCACAUGCGAAGAAUAUAAGCCUGCUCCAUGGCAUUGCCCUAAUCAUCGGGUUGCAGAUUGGGUCGGGUAUAUUCUCUUCACCUGGCGUAGUAGUGGCAAACACCGAGAGUGUUGGAGCAAGUCUGUCUGUGUGGUUCGUGGCGGGACUGUUGGCAUGGACAGGCGCGAGCAGCUUUGCAGAGUUGGGGUCAUCGAUACCGGUAAACGGAGGUGCGCAGGCGUACCUCCAAUAUGCAUAUGGUCCCCUCGUCUCGUACCUGUUUGCCUGGACAGCUAUCUCCGCACUGAAACCAGGAGGAAACGCUGUCAUCAGCCUCAUUUUUGCAGAAUACCUCAACCGGCUCUUCUGGCACAGUACAAACGCUGAGGUAUCGCCGGAUGAUAUUCCACAGUGGGCAAUCAAACUCACUGCGGUUGCGGCAGUCCUCGUGGUCUCCACAAUUUGCGUGGCCACGCCAAUGUUGGGCCCGCGGAUGGCUGUGGUCUUCACCACGGCGAAAAUUGUUGCAUUGAUAUCUAUCACCAUCCUUGGUCUCGUCCAGCUAGCCAGAGGUCAUGCAUCGACAUCGCUCACGGAGUCUCUGUUUAGUGGGUCCAGUACUAGCCCAUCUUCCUAUGCGUUGGCCUUGUAUUCCGGCCUUUGGGCGUAUGACGGUUGGGAUCAAGCGAACUAUGUCGGUGGCGAGAUGAAGAAUGCACAGAAGAAUAUUCCUCGCGCCAUCCACUCUAGUAUGGCAAUUGUCAUGGUACUGUUUAUGCUCGCUAACUUGGCGUACUUCACUGUGCUCGACAAGGUAACAGUAGGGAGGAGUAAUACGGUCGCUCUUGACUUUGGCCGUGCAUUGUUCGGCCCUGUUGGCGGGAUCGUAUUUGCAUUGAUGGUCGCCAUUUCGUGCUUUGGCGCGCUGAAUGGCUCAUCGUUCACCAGUGCACGCCUCAUCUACGUCGCAGGCCGCGAGGGCUAUCUUCCUGCGUUGUUCGGGAGAAUGAACCAAUCUCUCAAAACACCACUGAACGCGAUGUGUCUCCAUGCAGCCUUGACCGUUGCGUUCAUCGUCAUUGGAGGAGGGUUUCGGUCGCUCAUCAACUUCGCUGUUGUUGCAUCGUGGGCGUUCUAUUUCCUGACCGUACUUGGAGUGGUAGUGUUACGUGUCAAGGAGCCCACGCUGGAGCGCCCUUACAAGACUUGGAUUACCACACCUCUGAUAUUUUGCGCGGUCUGCGUAUUUUUGCUGUGCAUGCCCGUCAUUGCGGCACCGCUCGAGGCGAUGGCGAUUCUCGGCUUCGUCCUUGUGGGUAUCCCAGUGUAUUACCUCACUCAAAGGAGGCGAAACGCAUCGUCUUCCGGCAUCAUGUCGGUGUUUGCGAACUGUUUCGCACGAAUACGUGGCAGACCAACCCCGGGCGCUGGAUGGCAAGCUGUAGCUACCGAGGGCGACGAGCAGGUCGAGAUGAAUGAGACCAGCGGGUCAUUUCAUUCAUGAUAUAUUAGAUGAACUUUGAUACCAUCGACCAAGAGCGGAUGCUAUCUGCCGGGUCUUGCGUGGAAUUCCGCGCGGUUGUAACGCCUUGGCAUGUGCACUGAUACCUUAGAUUAGAGCUGUCUGUUUUACCUUGAGACUGCAAGGGUUUGCUAUUCCUUCAAGCUGGUAGUCGUGUGGGUCGUGGGGUAGACUAUGUGCCAGUAUAUCCCGUAGCAAAGCGUGACCUUGGGGUGAAUUUAGUGUGAAUGAUUUUGGAGAGG
Molecule: messenger RNA, 2137 nt
Organism: Laetiporus sulphureus 93-53
Lineage: Eukaryota; Fungi; Basidiomycota; Agaricomycetes; Polyporales; Laetiporaceae
Product: amino acid transporter
Exons: 14
Coding region: 120-1877 (585 amino acids)
Biological process (GO): amino acid transmembrane transport
Cellular component (GO): membrane
Molecular function (GO): L-amino acid transmembrane transporter activity
Source: RefSeq, a predicted model, not a curated record